Messenger RNA from Loxodonta africana (African savanna elephant), 4412 nucleotides. It is a transcript of the gene TAF7L, whose product is annotated as TATA-box binding protein associated factor 7 like. Gene Ontology annotation, molecular function: RNA polymerase II general transcription initiation factor activity. Bases 265 to 1818 code for a protein of 517 amino acids. Lineage: Eukaryota; Metazoa; Chordata; Mammalia; Proboscidea; Elephantidae. The transcript is spliced from 13 exons. The record is from RefSeq and is a predicted model, not a curated record. Gene Ontology annotation, cellular component: transcription factor TFIID complex. Gene Ontology annotation, biological process: transcription initiation at RNA polymerase II promoter; RNA polymerase II preinitiation complex assembly.
AUUCGGCUGCUAACCAAAAUGUCAGUGGUUCGAACCCACCAGCUGCUCCUCAGGAGAAAGAUGUGGCAGUCUGCUUUCUGAAGAUUUACAGCCUCGGAAGCCCUAUGGGGCAGUUCUACUCUGUCCUAGAGGGAUGCUGAGUCGGAUCUACUCUAUGGCAGUGGGUUUGGUUUUCACCAGCAGUGGUCAGCAGAGGGAGCAAGAGAAGUUUUUAGUGACUUUCAGUUGCUUUUGUUUUUGUUUUCAUGAACUCAAAAUCAAGAGAUGAGUGAAGGCCAGAAUGAACUGCCUCAGGAACUUGAGAACCAGUUUAUACUGCGUCUGCCUCCGGAACAUGCUUCUACUGUCAGGAAGAUGAUACGUUCUGGAAACAUCGCCAUGAAGGAUAAACUAAAAAUUGAUUUACAUUCUGAUGGACGUCAUGCAGUUGUUCAGGUAGAAGAUGUCUCACUAAAUGCUAAACUGGUUGAUUUGCCCUGUGUUGUUGCAAGCCUGAAAACUCUUGAUAAAAAAUCGUUUUAUAAAACAGCAGAUAUUUCCCAGAUGCUCGUGUGCACCACUGAUGGUGAUCUGCAGUCUUCUCCAGAACAAUCAGUAAGUUCUACUGAUGCUAAAGACAUCGAGGCAGAUGAUGGGAAGAGACGGAAAAAAUAUAACUGGAAACAUGGCAUUACUCCACCACUUAAGAAUGUCAGAAAGAGAAGGUUCCGGAAAAUAAAAAAAAAGUCCACUGAUGUCAAAGAAAUAGAAGAAAUCAGUUUUGCUGAGUACACUGAAUCUCCAGAUGUGGAAAAGGAAGUGAAGAGACUGCUGUGUUCAGAUGCUGAAGCUGUCAGUGCCCGAUGGGAAGUCAUUGCUGAUGGUGAAACCGGGGAAAUAGAAAGCCAAGGCACCGUUCCAAGCUUUGAGUUUUCCUCAGGAAUGACUGGCCACAAGCGGGGUCCUUUCUUAUCAGCAGAAUAUGAAGUUCUUCGAGAGCUGUUCCCUGAUUAUAGCAGUGAUGAUGAUGAUGACGACGAUGAUGAGAAGCAGGAGGAGGAAGAGGAGGAACCUGAAGAGUAUGAUGAGGAGGAAGAGGAGAAAGACGACAGUGAGGAUGAGGACGAGGAAGAAGAAGAGGGAGAGGAGGAGAACAAGCAGGGAGAGGAGGAGAACAAGCAGGGAGAGGAGGAGAACAAGCAGGGAGAGGAGGAGAACAAGCAGAGAGAGGAGGAGAACAAGCAGGGAGAGGAGGAGAACAAGGAGGAAGAGGAUUCUGAAGAGGAUCUGAAAAGGGAGCUACAGGCCAAGUUCACUGAACUAGGCCAUUAUGAGGCAAAGGAAGCAAAAAGUUUAAUAGUCAUGGAACUUCAGAAGCAGAUUUGUGACAUGGAGAAGACGCUCAAACAGACUCGGGGCAGAAUAAAAAGACAAGUGAGUCUUAUCAAUAAAGUGGAACACUCAGCACUCAGGGUAAGUUCUUGUUGGCUGAUUCAAAGAAAUUCUGAUAUCUUACUUCCCAGAUCCCAUCUUUUGUUUCCACUCAUGUCAUCUCUGUGCAUUAUCUUUUUCAUUCAUGAACCUGAACAACCUCUUAGAGACUCAGUAAAAGAUAGCCUUGUUUCCUUUUACCUGAGUGAUUUUAAUCUUACAUCUGUAGUCAUUGAAGGGAACCAGUUUGACACAACUAAUUUAAGGUAUUGUUCUUUAGAAUUACAAAAUGAGAUAAGAGAUACUCAUUUACAGUUUGUGCUGGAGCAGCUUAAAUUACAGGAAAAGGAAAAAAUUGAGCAGCUUAUUUCCCUACAGAAACAAUUAAAAUAUGUUCUGGAGAAGUGAGAAGGACCUUCAGCCUGGCACACGAACCUUGGAUUCACCAUCCAGACUGAACACCAAAUCAAACUGUUUGUGUCUGUCCAUUUAUUUGCCUUAUGUUGAAUUAGUUGUAUUUGCUUCUCUGAGCCUUUCAGCCAGUUAUAGUGUAUUCAAAGUUUGUAGUCACGUAGAAAGGGACAGGGUAUAAAAACGUAGUAGACUUAAAGUCCCAACUCAAUUAUGGGACCUUGUUUCUCUUUAUCAAUUUGAGAAUAACUUCUCUUGUUUCUGCUCUGUCGUGCCAGCAAAAGAUUCAGUCAUGCUUGGCGAAGGCAGAGAGUCUAAACUUGGAGGCUAUAUAGCUAGUUUGCGUGUUUUCACUUUUCCCUCUCCUGUCUGUUUUAAGUAUUUUCUCCAACAUAGAGAAAAAGAAGUCAUUUCUACCAAGAGCUAAGACCUGCCACAGUGAAUUUAAGUGCCUACCUCGCAGCAGUUAGUACUAGGUUGUGUUAACGUCUCUAUUCAUGUAAUAGGGGCUGCUUUCCUGCUCAGGGAUGAUUUCUUGCUGCUGCUGUCUUUGUUCUGUUGUUGUGUUUUUGUGAUUGUGGCUGAUUGUUAUUAGCCAGCUAAGGGGGGAGUAGUGAGGCAGAGCAGAGAUGAAGAAAAUUCUGAGCUGGCGUCCUUAUUCGGAGCCUUCACAUCCUAAUCUCCACCAGAAACGGUCAGGGAAAACCAGAUGGCCUGUGAUGGCUGUGAACAACCGUGGUUGGUUUUUUAAAAGCUGUGUUAUGAAGAUGUUUUGAUCUGUAUUCUUUAAAGAAUAAAUCAGUUCUUUGUUUUAAAUGGAUUUCUGGCAUUUCAGUAAACCAUCCCUAUGAAGAGAGCACUCACAUCUAAAGGGAAACUCAUGAGACAAACAACAGACUCCACAAUUAGGAAAUGACAGUAAGCUGCUGUCAGUACUGGGACAUCCUUCUAGAGAGUUCUUAUGGAAACUCCUCGUGAACUAAGCAAACAAUCUCAUUAACCACAUAUAGUAUUGGAUUUGGAGAACGAGGGUAUAGGGAAGAGAUAAAAAUGGCAUCUCCGAUAUUUAAACAGAAUGAUCCUGUAGUGGAAUGAACACAAGGUUGAAAUCUCGGCUCUGCCACACUUGUUGGGCAAGUUCCUACACCCUUUAGAACUUCUAGUUCCUCCUCUUAAAUCAAGGGUAAUAAUGCCUACCACCAAGAGGGAUCUGAAGGUUUUCUGAAAGUAAUCCAGCUACAUCCAGUUCUGGUCACAAUUGAAGAAGUUGGUGCUGCUCUAGGAGUUACACUCUAGUUAUCUCUGCUGCUUUUAGUCCUAUUUCAUGUCAAAGUUCAAAGCCAAGGGCAGAGAAGAGGAGGUCAGUGUGUGGGCAGGACCUAUUGAGGCAGUAUGAAGACAGAAGACAUGCUGGGGGGAAAUGGAGGGAAAGAAGACUAAGGGAGAUAGGCAUGAUAAGGGCAAACAAAAUGAAUCCGAGAUUAGGAGAGAAGUCAGAAGACAGCUUGAAAACUAAGAAUAUUUUUUCAGAAAACAAGAAUGGAAAAGAGAAUAAAGGAGAAAUAAAGGAAAGGAAUUGAGUGCCAGAGACAACAUGAGGGUAGAAGCUGAGUUUGAAAAGAAGAUAGGCCUUUCCAGAUGAAUGAAGAGAGGGAAAUAGAGCAGAAACGGAUAUAAAGUACCCUGGGUACGUGGCUGGAGAUACUAAGGCCAGUGAGAGUGGCACAUGUGCAACAGGUGCCACCUGGGCAUAAGCGAGGUAGAAGAGCCCUAGGCCAAGCCCUGCUCAUUAGUGCAGCCCAAGAACAGCCAGGGCUCUGUUGAGAGACAGGGUGGUGGGGGAGACAAUAGCAUGGGGCAAGGGAAAACUAGCUUGUCUGCAGUGCCUUUCCAUUCUCUUUGCUACCACUUCUCUCGGCAACCCAGGGUAACUGCCUCAUCACUGCCUUCUAGCAACCAGAGGCUUUUUGCUGCUGUGUCUCCCCACCCCACAUUCAACACACACACACUGACAUCUCACAAAGUUUUCCUUUUCUGUAUAGCUCGGUGAUUCUCAGACUUUGCCACAUUAGAGACCUGCAGUGUCCAGGAUGGUAUCCACUAGCUGUGUGUGGCUAUUAAGCCCUUGACAUAUGGCCAGCCCCAGUUGAGAUGAACUGUAAGUGAAACCACAAAAAGACAUGUGGGAUUUCAGUAGGGAAACUGUUCUGCGCCAGCGCCCAGCUGACCUUGAAAUGCAUCCACAGAAGCCAUGUAGGCAAGGCUCAACCACAGCUGACUCAGGUCAUGGCAAAAUGCAAUGUGGGCCUCCCAGAACAUGGGCAGACAGGCAGUCUUUCUGAAGAGCUGCUACAAUACCGUUUCUCAUUCGCCUCCCUAUCUUGAGGGAGGCUGCCAUAAGGCAGGUUCUCAUCCACCUCAUUCUGGUGAAAAAUAGGACUUUUGCCUGUCCCCACCCCUGUAGGAUACAGCUGCAGGCCAGAAAACUGCUUAGCUGCAGGAUGGAAUUGGCUACUCAGCAACAGGGUGCCCCACUACUCACGUUGAGUGUCAUCUGGACCCUUUUGUUUCAGUGUCGUCCUGUGAGAGGA